Molecule: messenger RNA, 1124 nt
Organism: Daktulosphaira vitifoliae (grape phylloxera)
Lineage: Eukaryota; Metazoa; Arthropoda; Insecta; Hemiptera; Phylloxeridae
Product: retinol dehydrogenase 11-like
Exons: 6
Coding region: 98-1072 (324 amino acids)
Source: RefSeq, a predicted model, not a curated record
UAUUAGCAUUAUUGUAAUCAUUUUUAUGCGUUCACUUGUGAAGAUUUCCAAUUUAUUUUUACAAAAAAACUUUUAAUAAUUAGAGAAUAUAAUAAAAAUGUUUAGUAGAAAAUGUACAAGUAAAUGUAGAUUGGAUGGUAAAGUCGCUAUUGUUACAGGUUCAAGUCGAGGAGUUGGUAAAGCAACAGCAAAAGAGCUUUACAGAAUUGGUGCAAAAGUCAUAAUGGCAUGUCGUGAUGUAAAAAAAGCUGACCAAGCUUUGUUGGAUAUAAAAACAGAAGUACAAGGAGAAGGUUUGGGGACUUUAAUUGUCGAAAAGCUUGAUUUGUCAUCAUUUUCUUCUAUAAAAAGAUGCGCUAAAAGAAUUCUAGAAAGAGAAAAUCAAAUUCACUUACUAAUCAAUAAUGCCGGAUUAAUGAUGUCUAAAAAAAUUUUAACUGAAGAUGGUUUUGAAACACAAUUUGCAGUAAAUUAUUUAGGACAUUUCUUAUUUACCUGUCUUUUGUUGCCAAGAAUAAUUUACUCAUCGCCUGCUCGAAUCAUCAAUGUGUCAUCAAUGAGUCAUACUUUUUUUAAAAAUUAUGAUUUUGAUGACAUUAACUAUGAUCUAAAAGAUUACUAUCCAAUGGAAGCCUACUGUCAAAACAAACUUGCUAAUAUACUUUUUACGAAAGAAUUAGCAACCAGACUUGCAGGUACAAGGGUAAAUUUGUAUUGUUUGCACCCAGGAAAUAUUAAAACCGAAAUUCAUGAUGGUUUUGAGAAUAUUAUUUAUCAUAACCACUUUUAUCUUUGGAUAUUUUUAGUUUCUUUAUCUUUUAUCAUAUAUUUAUUUUUGAAAACUCCUCAUCAAGGAGCUCAGACUACAAUUCAUUGUGCUAUAGAUGAAAAAGCUGGCACAGAAACAGGACUGUACUACAGUAACUGUCAAGUUAAAGAACCAUCUUCUAUGGCAAAAGAUAUUAUUCUAGCAAAGAAACUGUGGAAAAAGAGUCUAAACAUGGUCGGGCUGACAAAUUUUGACAUGUUUAAAUCCAGUGAUACAAUUCCAACUGUAUUAUUAGAUUUUUAAUUUAAUUUAAUGUGCCUAUUAUGACUUAUAAUAUAAUUGAAUGGCAGAAUAA